AUGAAAGACGGAUUCAGCAGAAUUAUUAACUCCAAGAAACCACCUUUAAAUCCUCAAAAUGGGAAGAAGAUGGAAUUGCAGGGAAGCAAAUCACAGUCCACAGAAAAAGCUCCAGCAAAUGGGCGCCGGUUGAUGAGAGAAACAAAAAUGGCCUUAUCACAAGAUGUUGACAAGCUAAGGAAGAAGCUGAGACACGAAGAAAAUGUUCAUAGAGCUCUUGAGAGGGCUUUUAAUAGACCAUUAGGAGUUCUACCUCGACUCCCUCCUUAUCUUCCUCAUAAUAUCUUGGAGCUACUAGCUGAAGUAGCUGUAUUGGAAGAAGAGGUUGUCUGGCUUGAAGAACAGGUUGGUCUAUAUCAGGAAGCUGUUCACAUAUCCUCCAAAAGGAGCGUGGAGGAUUCACCGUGUUCAUACACUGAGUCGUCAGUUGGAAGUUCUAGACGAAGACACUCGAGAUCCUUGUCACAAAAUGAUGUCAAUUUGAGCUCAUUAGCCGCACGCCCUUCAGCUUCUCUUGCGAGAAGUGCAUCUACAAGAAAACUAUUUCCUUCUGAAUCUGUCUCAGAAGGCACGAGGGAUUCCUUUAACAGGACCUCUAAUGGAAAACUAGCUUCCUGUAAACCAAAUCUGCCCUCCAAAUAUGGAUUAAGAAUCAAGAAUCGAUCUUGUUUCAGUUCUUCCGAUGAUAAACUAUCUUCGGAAAAGAAAAACCCUGUAAUAAUUGACGUGGAAAAGAAACUUACAGUAAAUCCUGAACCAAUAAGCAAAAUUGCAAGUCCAAGGAAACUGCAGUGUAGAAUUGUGGAGCAAGCACAAGAGAGUUCAACUAGUUCGUCAGAUGACUUAGUGACUGAUGCAGAGAGCCCGGCAAACAAAAUUUCAGAGGACCUACUAAAGUGCUUGUCCAGCAUUUUUCUAAGGUUGAACAAACUGAAAGGGAAAACAAUGGAUUCAGAGUCUUUUUCUUCACUUGUAUCUAGAGCAUUUAGUAAGAAUAACGUGGAAUCAGAUUUUCGAGAUCCUUAUUGUAUAUCUUCUGAAUUUAAGAAGAGGGACAUCGGCCCUUACAAACAUCUUUGCACAAUUGAAGCUGGAUCAGUUGAUCUCAACCGCAAGUCAAAGGCAUCAUUUUUUAUCCGUAGAUUAAAGCUCCUCCUUGGCAAGCUAGCGUCUGUCAAUUUAGAGGGUUUAAAGCAUCAACAGAAGCUCGCCUUCUGGAUUAACACCUACAAUUCCUGCAUGAUGAAUGCAUUUUUGGAGCAUGGAAUUCCUGACAGUCCUGAAAUGGCUGUAGCACUAAUGCAAAAGGCGACUAUUACUGUUGAAGGACAUUUGCUAAAUGCAAUUAUGAUUGAGCACUUCAUCUUGAGAUUACCAUUUCACUUAAAAUAUACAUACAAAAAAUUUACCAAAAACGACGAAAUGAAGGUUCGUAGCACAUUCGGCUUAGAAUGGUCCGAACCACUGGUCACAUUUGCACUCUCCUGUGGAAGUUGGUCAUCCCCUGCUGUGAGGGUGUACACUGCAUCUCACAUUGAAACUGAGUUGGAAAAUGCAAAAAGAGACUAUUUACAGGCAGCAGUUGGGAUUUCACCAGCAAACAAGUUAAUAAUUCCGAAACUACUAGACUGGUAUCGACUCGACUUUGCAAAGGACCUGGAUGCAUUACUCGACUGGGUUUGCCUUCAGCUACCGUCUGAGCUCAAGAAUCAGGCAGUAAAAUGUCUUGAGAGAGGAGGAAAACAGCCUCUUUCUACAUUAGUACAGGUUAUGCCAUAUAAUUUCAGUUUCAGGUACCUUGUAUAUCGAUAG
Molecule: messenger RNA, 1812 nt
Organism: Fraxinus pennsylvanica
Lineage: Eukaryota; Viridiplantae; Streptophyta; Magnoliopsida; Lamiales; Oleaceae
Source: the annotation of a GenBank genome assembly